UUGCAUUAUGAACCAUCAAGAAGGAUUUCAGCAAAGAAAGCCAUGGAACAUCCUUAUUUUGACGAUUUAGACAACCUUAUUUUGACGAUUUAGACAAAUCGUAUCUUUAAACAGCAAUCCGGCUGGGUUGUUUUAUGAUUGUAGUGAGCAAGUUAUCUUGACUUUAGGAUAACAGAGUUUAAGAACCCUCAUUGCUUUGACAUUUGUUUUGAAGGAUGAUUUGGUGAAGCUUUUCUUGGCUGCUACUCCCUCUUCAUCUUCUGCAUCAUCAUAGUCUCUGGUCACCAAUGGCUUCUUCCCCAUGCAAUCGAAUCUCUUCUUCAUGCCACUGAAGAUCAGAGAUGGAGAAGAUGGAAUGCUCCUAAAUCCCCUUGCACUUUCUAACCUGGCAGCAUCCACGCUUUUUCUGGGCUGCAGUCUUUAUGGAGCAGGAUUCCGGGAGGGAGUGUACUUAGCUUUCACCACCAUAGCUGUUUCUUCAUUCUUCCUGUUUUUCUUCCUUUUCUUCAUUUGCAUUGCUUUUUUCUUUCUCUUUGUUUUAGACUACCUGAUUCUUUCACAGCUCAUAUGCAUCAUCCGACUCUGGAGGGUAAUUAAGAUCGAGCUUUUCGACAUCAGUUGUUCCAUCUGUGCUUUCCAACAGCAUAUGAAGCCAUUUUUCAACAUUUCCUUUCCCACGUUGCUUUCUUCUGCUCUCUUCAUCCUCUAUUUCCGGUUCAUGAAACAAUUCCUUUCCCAAGUUGCUUUCAACAUUUCCUCCUCUCUCGUGUUUGUAUAUCAGCAGCGCAAUGCCAUCGUCGUUCUCCAUUGUACAGUAGCAGUGCAAAAUCUUUAAAAUGGCUGAAACAAGCACUCAAGGGAGUGGAAGAAACUCAGGGACCCCUGGUCUUCAUCUGAGGCAAAGAUUCUGUCCUCCAUGUCUAUCUUUGGUAAAAGUGGUAAGCUGCUUAUUUAGUUUCCAGCUACAAAAGGGAUGUAUGUGUGCAUCAAUAGUGCUCUUGUAAGCUCAAUGUUAUGCGGUUGCAGGGCCACAAGCACCAAAGGUGUUUAAUUGUGUAAGUGUUUGUUUGCUGCAUUAGAUACUUAUAUAUGCUGGAAUAGGGCAAUCAACAACUCGUGCUCGUCCAACUCAAGUUUAGAAAGCGAUGGCUCCUCUUUAGCCGACAUCAAUUUGAAGAGUUAUAACUUCUCAAACCUCAAUUGGAUGUGAUUCAGAUUAUAGUUAUAAUGAAGAUCUUAUGGAUUUGGUUUUGAAACUGAUGAAGGACUUCAAAUAUGUAAAGAGCACUCAGUCUAAAUUGAAAUAAGUGAAUGCUCGACUCUUGGCUGAACGCGAAUCCUUUAAGAGCAUAAAAAAAAUUCUGAAAUGAGAAGCAAAUUAUCUUUCUUAAA
Molecule: messenger RNA, 1392 nt
Organism: Ipomoea triloba (trilobed morning glory)
Lineage: Eukaryota; Viridiplantae; Streptophyta; Magnoliopsida; Solanales; Convolvulaceae
Exons: 3
Coding region: 302-835 (177 amino acids)
Source: RefSeq, a predicted model, not a curated record